Messenger RNA from Penicillium argentinense, 2226 nucleotides. Its product is annotated as putative general amidase. Lineage: Eukaryota; Fungi; Ascomycota; Eurotiomycetes; Eurotiales; Aspergillaceae. The coding region runs from base 1 to 2226 and encodes 741 amino acids. The transcript has 4 exons. The record is from RefSeq and is a predicted model, not a curated record.
AUGAUCGAGACUGGCGCGCCUCCGGCAACAGCGCAAGCCACUUUCCAGGAAGCCAAAUGGCUCGCUUCGCAUUUGAACAAGAACGACCUCUCACAGACUCCUCCAUUCUCAUUUCGUAACAUGGGAACUUUGGCCUACAUCGGAAGUGAAAAAGCAUUGAUGCAGAUCCCACACGACAUGCACGAUGUGAACAAGCGCAAAAGCUAUCUUCCCGAGGGAAUUACCGGACGGAUGGCUCGGCUGGUUUGGAACGCGGCAUACAUCACGAUGAGCAUCAGCUGGCACUGUGUAUUUAGGCGUUUGGUGUCGGCGGAGUGGAUUGGCGUACAAUAUAUUCGAGAUGAGCAUUUGAUCAAAUACAGCCUUAUCGGCAGUGCCGCCUGGGCCGAGGUUUCUUCCUCCGCAUUUCUCCCCGCACCCGCCGUAUUUCAGAGUUGCAUUCCCGCAACCCGCAACUUCCCUUCGUCAGGCAUCAUGGCAUCUUCGCAGCCCCAAUACGUGGCCAUUGCCGAACGCAAGCAAGCCGAGCUGGCUGCUGCCAUCCCGGCGGAAUGGCAACUACCCGCACAUCUCAUUCCUGCGGGGAUGCUUUCACCUGCAGAGUCGAUCACCGAGGGGCCAAAGCAAUAUGGUCGCGUCAAUGUGAUGAAUAUCCCUCGCACUUGUGGCAUUCUCACAGCCAAGGAGCUGGAAAUUACCGAGAACUAUGAUGUGCGAGGCUUGGUGUCUGCCAUGACCGAGAGGAAGUUGAAGGCGGAAGAUGUGACCCGAGCUUUCUGCAAGAGAGCAGCCGUUUCCCAUCAGCUUACACGCUGCCUGACAGAACCCCUAUUCGAUCGUGCUCUGCGCCGCGCACAAGAACUGGACUACACCCUUCGGAAAACGGGGCAACCUGUCGGUCCGUUGCAUGGCCUACCCGUGUCAAUGAAGGAUACAUUCAACAUCAAGGGGAUCGACUCUAGCAUUGGGCUUUCGGCAUUGGCGUUCAAGCCAGCUCUGGAAAAUGCCGACCUGGUGAACCUGCUUCAAUCCCUCGGCGCCAUCGUCAUCGCGAAAACGAACAUCCCCCAAACCCUGGCGACCCUUGACAGCUGCAACCACCUGUUCGGUCGGACACUCAACCCACUGAAUCGUCAGUGGACAGCUGGUGGUAGUACUGGCGGAGAGGGCGCGCUGGUCGCGAUGCGCGGGUCGAUGGUCGGCUUCGGCACAGAUAUCGGAGGCAGUAUACGCGUGCCAGCGAUGUGUCAAGGCAUUUAUGGCUUCAAGCCAAGUAACGGUCGCGUUCCUUAUGGCGGACAGGAGAGUGGUCAGUUGCCAGGUAAAGGCCGGAUUUCUUUGCAGCCCGUGGCUGGUCCACUCGCGCGCUCGGUCGCGGAUCUCGGCGCUGUGAUGGGCGAAAUCGUACCGCGCGCCGAACUGUUCGGGGAGGAUGGCAUUCCUGGUUUCUGGCCCGCUCCUUAUGGUCUGUCCUUGGCCACCCCCCGCAACUUUACUAUUGGAAUCUUGAAGACCGAUGGUCUUGUUACGCCUUUGCCCCCGGUCGCUCGUGUUCUGGAUGAAGUCGCCUGUCAUUUGCGUCGCACCCCGGGUGUCGAGGUCGUUGAUAUUCCUCUGCCACCUGCCCUGCCGAAGUGUCAGGGCUUGGCGGGUCGUCUGAUGGGCGUUGAUGAUGGAUCAAGCAUGCUGGAUAAGAUUGAAAACAUGGGAGAAUCACUGAUUCCCUGGCUACAGGGCCGUAUGAAACGCGGAAAGGACUUGAGCAUUGAGCAGCUUGCUCAGCUCCAAGCCCAGCGUGCUGAGAUCGAGAAGGAAAUGCUCAAGAUGUGGACUCUUCAUUCUUCUAACAAAGCCCGUCGCGUCGAUGCCAUUAUUUGCCCUGUUGCGCCGCACCCUGUCCCCCAGAUGGAUCGGUACAAUGCUGUUGGCUACACAUCAACCUUUGUGUUGCUGGAUUACCCUGCCGGUACAGUGCCAGUGCGACCAUUUGUUGAAUCGGACCUCGAGCUUGGUCGGAAUAUGGACGCCCCUGUUCUUGGCAGCUGGGACAAGGCCAACCGUCAGCUGUGGAACGAGAAAACAGUCGAUCGUCGUGUAUACCUGGAUUCGCCGCUCAGUGUUCAGGUAGUUACGCCCAAGCAACACGAUUACCAGCUCUUCCAAGCUAUGGAGAUUGUUGAUCGAGCUGUGCAAGGGAAUAGUGGUUCUGUUAGCGCGAAGCUGUAA